CGCCCGCCUCCCGCGUGAGCCGCGCGCUCUUUACACCAUAAAUGACCCAACAGGUGUCUGUGAUACAAAUUCAAAUAUCGAAAACAAAAAAAAAGAAACAAGAUUCGUUCCUUCUUUUUUCAAAUCCAAAUUUUUCUCACAUUUUCUUUUUUUUAUCAAGUACCGUUGUUGUGUUGCCGUUAACCGUGUGUAUUGUGCUGUGAGAUUCAAAGAUCGAAUGAACUGUUGUCGUGGAAAAAGGUUUUAGUUCGCAUCUCGCGUGUAUACUUUUUUUUUGACGUUUGUUUGACGUUUCUGGCUGUAUGGAAGAGGCUUCCUAAUGAGUGUUUAAGUGUCAGUGAAGUGUCAAAAUAGUGUCAAACUAGUGACAUGUGUUCUGUGUAGUUAAUAUGACGUGAGAGGACAUCAGCCAGCAUGUAUCGGCCGAAUUUCUAUGAGAGCACGUGCUUUAGAUGUAAUGAGAUUGUGUACCAAGUGGACCGAGUUGGCCCGCUGAAGGAUUUCACCUUCUUCCACAGUGGUUGUUUUAAAUGCGCUGUCUGUGGUACUAAGUUGACUUUGAAGACAUACUACAACAACCAGCACUGGACAGAAGACAAAGAGGUGUACUGCUCGAGCCACGUGCCGAAGAUCGGGCCAGGCCACCUGGAUAACUCCUCAGUGGGCAUCAGAAGCGCGCUGAACGUGCCCAAGAGUAAUAACUAUGUUAACGAGCAGAUCAGAGGAUUGGCGCGGAACAGUCAUGAUAAUGAAUUCUUGUCAGCAGUAUCCCCGACACGCACGACAAAUGGCGGCAGCGCGCACGCGUCGCCCGCGCGUGAGUUGUCGCGCGACACGCCCGACUAUCAGUACGGGCGGUUCGACGCGAGCGCACUCCACAUCGCGCAUGCGCUCAAACAGACGGAAUUGCAGAAGGCGUACCAUAGACCCAGGGAGAAGCCCAUUGAUUGUUAUUUGGAUCGCGAUGAACAAACCAAACUAGAAAUGAAACAUAGACAGGAAGAAGACGACUUGUACAGAAAAUUCUCCAAACAUCGUGAAGAAGAAAACAGAAGAAUACGAGAAGAAAUACAGGAUGAAUGGGAACGCGAACUAGAAAGGCUGACGAACAGAUUCCAACAAGAGAUGCAAGUAAAGAAAAGAAGACCAGACUCCGAGAUCGGUGCCCUCACGUUACGUCACCAGCAGGAGAGAGCAGACUUGGAGAAGAAUAUGACGCUAAGGAGGGACAAGAAGAAGGAGAGCUUGACUAGGAAGAUGUUGGAACAUGAGAGGGCAGCGACAGCAGCUUUAGUAGAAAAGCAAAGUCACGAGAUGAUGGAGCUCAUACAGGAGCGUCGGUCGGAGUACAUGGCAGCUUCCUCACUCUUCGUGGACGGGGAAGAAGCCCCGCCCUACCCCGCCCGCGCGCCACCCCCUCAACCACCGCUCGUCUCCAAGUUCCACAUCUACACAGACCCCGCCGAAUUCGCUGAUGUUGAUAAAAUAGCUAUUUCGGUGGCACAAGAAGACCAAAAAACCUUUACGGAUCUAGUCCGACAGCUAGUAGGUAGAUGCGCAAGCGACGUUGAGAAGGCGAGGACCAUAUUUCGCUGGAUCACCGUCAAGAACCUGAACAACAUUCAGUUUGACGACAACUUGAGAGGAGAUUCUCCUUUAGGUCUGCUUAGAGGCAUCAAACAUGGAACUGAAAGUUACCACGUACUGUUUAAGAGAUUGUGCAGCUACGCGGGUCUUCACUGCGUAGUAAUCAAAGGGUACAGCAAAUCCGCGGGCUACCAACCAGGAGUCCGCUUCGAAGACAACAGGUUCCGUAACUCCUGGAACGCAGUGUUCGUGGCGGGCGCGUGGCGCUUCGUGCAGUGUAAUUGGGGAGCCAGACAUCUGGUCAAUGCUAAGGAUGCGCCGAAGCCCGGCAAUAGAGGGAAGAGUGAUAGCUUGAGGACUUCCUCCAAAAAUUCCAACUACUGUCCCAGGUACGAGUACGAUGACCACUACUUCCUGACGGACCCUCGGGAGUUCAUCUACGAGUUCUUCCCGCUACAGCCUGACUGGCAGCUGCUGAAGACGCCCAUCACCUUGCAUGACUUCGAGGAACUGCCCUUCGUGAGAUCGCUGUUCUUUAGAUAUGGGCUGUACUUCAGUGAUCCGAAUACGAAGGCUGUUAUGUUUACUGAUUCGACUGGUGCGGCGACUAUGCGCAUAGCCAUGCCGGCACACAUGCAGAGCUCGCUGAUCUUCCACUACAACCUCAAGUUCUACGACACCGAGGGAGACGGCUUCGACGGCGUCAGUCUCAAGAGAUUUGUUAUGCAGUCGGUGGUGGGUAACGUGGUGUCGUUCCGCGUGCACGCGCCGUGCAGCGGUGCGUUCCUGCUGGACAUCUUCGCCAACGCCGUCACGCCGCGCGAGUACCUCACCGGCGAGCCCAUGAAGUUCAAGAGUGUCUGCAAGUUUAAGAUAUGUUGCGCAGAGCUACAGACAGUGAUGGUGCCGCUGCCGGACUGCGCGAGCGGCGAGUGGGGACCCACCAAGGCUACACGACUCUUCGGACUCGUACCUAUCACGCAUCAGGAGGCGUUAGUAUUCGCGGGUCGUGAACUAGAAAUCCAGUUCCGCAUGUCGCGGCCGCUCGCGGACUUCAUGGCCACGCUGCACAAGAACGGCGUCGACGAGAAGCGCCUCUCUAAAUACGUGCAGCAAAACGUGUCCGAUGAUAUAGUGUCUUUCUAUAUCACUUUCCCUGAAGAAGGACAGUACGGUCUCGACAUCUACACGCGCGAGCGCGGCGGCCCCACAGCUAUCCACCAAAACGGCUCCACGGAGAAGGAGAAGCACCUCCUCACGCACUGCUGCAAGUACCUCAUCAACAGCAGCAAGAGGAACUAGAGUACAUACACAUACAUACCUGGUGCUUGCUGGUGUGCCACAACGAACCUCCUCGGUUAUUUGACCUGUUUUAUUUUUAUAACGCUCUCUGGACUGUUCGAAAUUCGAUAUUUGAAUUUGGAAUAACAGUAAUAAAAACUCCAUUUAUGGUUGGUA
This is a messenger RNA of Helicoverpa armigera (cotton bollworm), 3045 nucleotides long. RefSeq names its product hillarin (gene Hil). The record is from RefSeq and is a predicted model, not a curated record. NCBI's taxonomy places the organism in Eukaryota, Metazoa, Arthropoda, Insecta, Lepidoptera, Noctuidae. The transcript is spliced from 15 exons. Bases 415 to 2889 code for a protein of 824 amino acids.